GAUGUGCGCGCCCGUGUAGCGCGGCCGCCCCAUGGGCACGGCGCCGGCUCGUUCCUCUGCCCCCCGUCUCUGGAGCCGCCGGCAGGAAGCGCGCCUCAUGUCUCCCAGAUAAAAGUAAAAGCGCUCCCUCCUCCUGGCAGCGCAGCGCCCCGCGCUCGGCCCGACGCGGGGUGCGCGGUCCCCAGCUCCCCCGCGCCGCCGCCCCAUAUGGACAUCGCCUCGGGCCCCGAGUCCUUGGAGAGGUGCUUCCCGCGCGGCCCGACGGACUGCGCCAAGAUGCUGGACGGCAUCAAGAUGGAAGAUCACCCGCUGCGCUCGGGUCCGGCCACGCUCGGAGUGUUACUGGGGUCGGAGUGCCCGCACCAGGCCGUGUGCGAAGGCUGCCAGAGGCCCAUCUCGGAUCGCUUUCUCAUGAGGGUGAACGAGUCCUCCUGGCACGAGGAGUGUUUGCAGUGCGCGGUGUGUCAGCAAGCCCUCACCACCAGCUGCUACUUCCGGGACCGAAAGCUCUACUGCAAACAGGACUACCAACAGCUUUUUGCUGCCAAGUGCAGUGGCUGCAUGGAAAAAAUUGCCCCAACAGAAUUUGUGAUGAGAGCCCUGGAGUGCGUUUACCACUUAAGCUGCUUCUGUUGCUGCGUUUGUGAGCGACAGCUGAGAAAAGGGGAUGAGUUUGUUCUUAAGGAAGGGCAGUUGCUCUGUAAAAGUGACUAUGAAAAAGAGAAGGACCUGUUGAGCUCCGUCAGCCCAGACGAUUCCGACUCAGUUAAAAGUGAUGAUGAGGAUGGAGAUGUUAAGCCCACCAAAGGACAGGUAGCACAAGGAAAAGGAAGUGAUGAUGGGAAGGACCCGAGGAGACCUAAACGACCAAGGACAAUACUCACUACGCAGCAGAGACGAGCAUUCAAAGCAUCUUUUGAAGUGUCUUCCAAGCCCUGUAGGAAGGUCAGAGAAACUCUAGCAGCUGAAACGGGACUCAGUGUGCGAGUUGUCCAGGUUUGGUUUCAAAACCAAAGAGCAAAGAUGAAAAAACUAGCACGAAGGCACCAGCAGCAGCAGGAGCAACAAAACUCUCAGCGACUAGGGCAAGAAGUAAUGUCUAACCGAAUGGAAGGGAUGAUGACAUCGUACACACCACUUGCACCACCACAGCAGCAGAUUGUAGCAAUGGAUCAAAGCAGUUAUGGCACAGACCCAUUUCAGCAGGGUCUGACCCCUCCACAAAUGCCAGGCGACCACAUGAACCCUUAUGGAAACGACUCCAUUUUUCAUGAUAUCGACAGUGAUACCUCUUUAACUAGCUUGAGCGACUGUUUUCUUGCCUCUUCUGAAGUUAACUCCAUGCAGGCUAGGGUAGGAAACCCCAUUGACAGGCUGUACUCUAUGCAGAGCUCGUAUUUCGCCUCAUGAAAAUAAACGAAAACAAACAGCCAUCGUGUAUUUAGCCAGUGACUUUUUCCAGUGCAGACUCUACAGCCAUAUGUUGCCCAGCUCUUCCUUCACAGUGACUCCUGCUGCCUCUGGACUGCAAAGAGCAUUUUUAGGAAGACUACAUUUGUGUGCAUAUAUGUAUGUAUGUACGUGCAUCUGUCAGUACCUACCAACCUACAUACAUGCAUAUAUAAACAAAACAUAUCCAUCAGUCACAUACCCUUGAUUCCCAGCUUGCACCAGACCAAGAGAGAAGCAUGAAAGGAACAGAAGACUCUGCUCUUCAGCAGCCUUUGGUUUGGUUUGGUUUGACCUCUUCGUUGUAAAGGAAAUGGAUUUUGCGGAAAGUUAGACCUUUUCCUCCUUUCUCUCUUCCUUUCUUUUGGAUGUUUAAAUUUUUUUUAAGCCACUGAUACUGACAUCAGUCAACCAUAUGACAAAUAAAUCAAAGAAACUGGAGAUUCCUCCCUUUUCUUACUGCAUGAUUCAUACUAUGUUGUGGAUAAAUUGCCAUUUGAACUGUGAGAAUUUAAUGUAAAUGUGACGUUCAACAUUUGUUUCCUUUCUACACUUUUUCUACAUAACCUAGAUCUGCUCAUUAGUUUAUAGCCCUUAUACAUAUGGUACUGAGGAAACUGGUUACCAGUAAUAUUUGUGGAGAAAGCCAGUGAUUUUGUAACAAGAAAGGUCUAUGACCAUGGAGAUGAGAUGCAUGUUAGGGACAGAGGCGUUUAGAUUAGUAUUGAUCUUAAAUAAUUGAAACUAAAGGUGCUUACAAGACAGAGUUUUAUUUAAUUUUUCUGAAGUGUGAGAAUAAAACAUUUACUUUUGUUUGUAAGUAUUUCAGUGCCAAAUUUUAAGUCUAGACUAUGAUUGGCUGGUGUGUUGUUCAUUCUGUUCUGUUUAUUUAUGUUUUGCAUGAGGCAUAAAUGUGCUAUACUCCAUUGUCCACCUGGAAUAAUUAAGCACUCCUUUAGUUAAUUGUCUUGCCUCAGCAAGAAUCUAUGGUAUAUAGUUCUAGCCUGAGCCAUCAGAAGUCCUGAAAUGUGCACCAACUGGGAAAAAAAGUAGGAAAGAUCACAGUGAGAGGUUUGGAUGUAUUGAGUCAAAUUGAAUGCCUGCAGGUUUCACACUGACUCCUAUAUUUAUAAUAAAUACUCCAACUAACCUUCUAGAAGUGCAAAUGGAGGAACAAGAAGUGCUUAAAUGAAGGGAAUGUCCCAGCUGAAGUCUGAUCAUCUCAGACUCUGAAGUCUGAGCAUAUGUCAUAUAGAUUUUCAUAGGGCAUAAAAUAUCAUAAAUAAUAAUAGCAUAGUUAUGAAUAUUGCCUGGUGAUAAUUAUAAUAUGGAGAGGCAGACAAGUACAGUCAUGGUUCUUAGCGGAGCAAACUUCAUGGGGUGAAUUUGCCAGGGUAAUAUCAGUAAUUACAGGGUGUGUUCCGUAAGAGCUCAUGGGGAAAGAUUGGCAGGAUAGACCCAUUCUGAACUAAAUGCCUUUACUGCAUUGACCGUAACAGCCAAAACUAAGUCCAGCGUGCUGGGUGACUUUGGGCUGAGGACUGGCAGUGGGGUACAGCUGCAGCCUCCCAGGGUCACAGCAUGCUCACGGUAUCAAGGUUGCUCCUGGGGCCCUGGCUGAGGGGCAGCAUGCCCUGCAGAAAGCGCCUGCUGCAUCCACCUCUGUCCUGCUGGGCAGCUCUGCUGAGGCUGCUCACCUCUUCCUGGUGCAGAACUGUUCUCUGUGUGCCCAGGACGAGUGGAUGGCAAGGACUGGGUGCUAGCCCUGAGGAAACAAAUACCUUCAUGUUCCUCUCCAGAAUGGAAACGUGGACCUCAUAUGAGUGUUAGAGGUUUAUUAAGAAAGCAAACUUUUAUCUCUGAGAUAAGUUAAUGCAGCUUCACUCUAUGGAGGUGAGGCAAGCACUAGGGGAGAAGACUACAUGCAUACAGUAUGGCAGUGAAGCACAGACCUGGAGAUAGACUCCUCCUGCUGCUGCAUGGCAGCCAUACCCGUAUCUGCCUUUCACUCGAUUCCCAGCGCCCAAAGGAUCCCUUGGCCCCACACAGGUGCUGGAGGAUGCUCCCCUCCCUGCAGCUGCCCAUCUCAUUUCUCUGAGGAGUUGGGGCCUUUACACUCCUGUGCUUUUGCUAGUGACCAUUCUCUCACUUUCCAAUAGGGACGUGGCUUUUUAGUUGAAGGCCAUGAACACCAAGAUGUGUUUUGAAAUUGGAAGAAUUUUCUUUUCUUACCCAUCCUUCCCUUUUCUUCUGUAUUAAAAUAAAGAAUUUCCUUUAACUCUGCAUGGUAGUAAAUAUUUAUGAAGAACUCAGGUGAGCUGUACUGCUUGCAGGGCAGAAGGCAAGCACUUCUUGUAUGGUACAUUAUAAACAUUUGUAACCACCAAUCUCAAUGGUGUCAUUAUGUUUUCUCCCCCAUCCUCCUCCUCUGCUCCUUUAGAGUCAUAAAAAAACAUCUUCACCAUCUUAAACACACUGGGUUUAUAAACUAGACACAAAUCUUGCUUUGUCCCUCAUUAUUGGCAGAAUCAAAAUGGCAUUUUUAAUGUAAACAGAGACUUGUAUGAGAGCUAUAAUGUGACCUGCAGAACUGCGUUGUCCCAACUCUACCUCUGCUUCUGUCCUGGACAUUGAAAAUACAACCCAUUUCUAAGAAAAGGAUCAGAUAUCCCAUUUGAUAGCUGAAAAAGCCAUAAUCCUUUGUUGUUCCUUAGAUGGCUGUUUGCCAACUUUUCUUUCUCUUUCACUACAGUGUAUCUGUACAUACCAUCACUUUUCCCUCAGUGUUGUGUGAUGGUGUCACAGCUGUUGACUCUCCCGUAUUCUUCCACCUCUGGUGCCACACGCACUACACAGUUGAGCCCUCUGGCAUGCAUAAUGCUUCCCUUGCCACUGUGGGUUGCUGCUGGUCAAGAAAAGGAAUGCAUAGCUGAAGGUUUCAAGCAGACCCAUUAUAUCUGGCAAAGGCCAAAGUUCAUUAAAACAAAAUAAAUGUCACUUUUUUUUUUUUUCUUUUUUUUUUUUUUUUUUUGUGGAAUGAAUUAUCCGACUGGACUGUGAUCAUUGUAGUUUUAACCUGGGACCCGCAGUAAAGGAUUAUACAGCAACCUCUGACCUUUUUGAUUUUUCUUUUACUCUUCUAUUGGCAAGGGAAAUGUCACUGAUCAGGUAAAAGUGAAAUGCUUAAUGGGCCAUAUCACAGUAAUAUCUUAUACUGAGUCAAGUUGAUAAACCCUUGCCAAAAAUUCUUAACAUCUGGAAUUUCCACGGAAACCACAAACAAUGAUUGCACAUAUGGGAGCUUGGAGGCUAGAGGUCACGACAGCAGUUUAUUAUAUGCACCUUACAGUGAUCAUUUUCCCUAGGAAAUUAACCUCUCUCUAAUACAAAUGCAUCAAGUGAGCUCUUCACAGUGCUUCAAUCAUGUUGUUUUGGCUAAGCAAGGAAUACAUGUUAAGCUAAAGUGGUGACAAGAUGCAAUUAAGUGAAAGAUGAUUAAUUAGGUUUCAGUGUUUGCUCAAUAAUGCUUAAAAAAAGAUCUCUGUGAGAUCAGAGUGAAUACACUAUGCUACAUCUUCCUCAGAGGUCUUUACUGUGCAAUUACCCGAUCUGUUUUUAAAAGCCAUGAUAGCACACAGAUUUUCCUGCAUUCAGAAGUGGUUUCUGAGCAGGGUAGUCACCAAACUCAAGUGGCUCUCAGCUGGGUGGCAGUGUGCUUCAUUGCAUGGCUGUGUGUCAAGGGAACAAUUCCUACCAUGCUCUCCACAGCCCCCUGUUUUCCAAAGCACUAUGGAAUAAAGCCUGUGUUCUGAGUGCUUAGGGACUGGUAGUAGAUCUGUUUCACUGUCACAACAUGAACUACAGUUGUGAGUAAAAUACAGUGGUCACACUCACUGAGAUUGAAACAGCGUCCCAAGAAUUUUGAUCUCAUUUUCUUCUUUAAAAUCUGUUGUUAAAAACAUCCAGACCACUUGGCUCAGUCUCUGCUAACCAUGCCCACGGCACGACUCACUCCAGUCUCACGGUGGCUGAUGAGUAGAUUUUUCAGACCUACCUUAGCUGUGUCUGAUGAAUACUCCCAUGACCUUUAAGGAGGUCAGUGCUCUUCUAUUGACAGCCGUUUCAAUGUGCCAUCGUUGUGUGGGGAAGGUUCUUCAUGCUGGCAUACCUUUCCAGGGGUGGUGUGAACCCACUUGCUUCUUCCCACUCUGCUUAGAACUCCCUUCAGCUACCUUAGGGAUCAGAGGCACACCCAAGGCCUCCCAGGUGCCCCAGGAGCCCAGCUCUCCAUCAUGCUGCCAGGGAGCUGCAAGCUGGGGUUUGUGAGAGCGCCUUUUUUGAAUCAGUAAUCCUGGUCACCCCAAAAAGUUACUAAAACUUAACAGCAGAAGCAAAGAGGAAGGAAAGAGCUCUUACAGGUCCCAAAUUUUGCCACAAAAGUGAAAGGAAAGAGAGUACACUAAAGCACAACAAAGCUGCGGGAGCAGGAGCCACAGGACUCCAAGUCUGAAGUGCUCAGGGCAGUGCUGCACACAAUCUCAAAAUGCUCAAUGUGCUUCCCACAUCCAUGGAUGUGGUGCUCCUGCAUGUGCUGGUCCAUCUCGGUGCCAGCCCUCCUCCUCACCUGGUGGCACCAGGCAGACAACAGCUGCACCCACUGCAGUGUACCAGGUCUUCAGGUUUGGAUCUGUCUCACUAGGGGGCUCCUUAGGCACGUGCUUCCCUUUGGGCAAGUACAGAAGGUGUUGGCUUUGGUGGGACUUAGGCACAGCCUUGCCCACUUGAGGCCUGCCCCAAUAAACUGGCAGUCAUUUGCCUUCCUAAAGGACAUGGCCCACGUCCUCUUGGUUCUGCCACCGUUGUUCUGUUCAGCAGUGACUGUGAAGGGGCUGCCAGAUAUUUUGCAUUGGGAACUCUGUUUUUAAGUGAACACCCUAUUUUUUAGCUAUGUAUGGCUGUAUUACUUGUAUAUUUAUAUAUUCUGUAUUUAUGUUAUCAAAAUGUAGUAUUUUGUAGCUGUCUGUUACAAUUUGUUUAACUUGUAAAAAUAUGAAUAUGCUCUUCCAUACGUAACCAUCUGCCUUUUGCAGUAGCUUCCCCCUUCUUUCCUUCUGUGUUGGUAAAAAGCCACCAUAAUGUAUGUAGAUCGUUGUUGUUUUCUUAUUAUUUAAUGACUUGUCAUUGUUAAAUUAUUUAUUAGUGUUUUUAAAUUUCAUUUUGCUGAUUUUAUUUUCUGCCACCAUGACCUGGCAGCCACAAGACGUGACUUUCUCAACCAUUCUGCUUCCUCCCAUGUGCACACACCCACCCACACAAAGACACUGAAACGAAAACAGAAAAAGAAAAAAAGAGAGAGAUUACACCUCAGUAUAUUUGUAAAUAAAAGCAACCUGUAAACAAUG
This is a messenger RNA of Coturnix japonica (Japanese quail), 6851 nucleotides long. It is a transcript of the gene LMX1B, whose product is annotated as LIM homeobox transcription factor 1 beta. NCBI's taxonomy places the organism in Eukaryota, Metazoa, Chordata, Aves, Galliformes, Phasianidae. Gene Ontology annotation, molecular function: DNA-binding transcription factor activity, RNA polymerase II-specific; RNA polymerase II transcription regulatory region sequence-specific DNA binding. Gene Ontology annotation, cellular component: nucleus. Gene Ontology annotation, biological process: neuron differentiation; regulation of transcription by RNA polymerase II. The record is from RefSeq and is a predicted model, not a curated record.